Megachile rotundata (alfalfa leafcutting bee) is the source of this 9423-nucleotide messenger RNA. It is a transcript of the gene Patronin, whose product is annotated as calmodulin-regulated spectrin-associated protein patronin. The record is from RefSeq and is a predicted model, not a curated record. Gene Ontology annotation, cellular component: microtubule minus-end. Gene Ontology annotation, molecular function: calmodulin binding; spectrin binding; microtubule minus-end binding. NCBI's taxonomy places the organism in Eukaryota, Metazoa, Arthropoda, Insecta, Hymenoptera, Megachilidae. Gene Ontology annotation, biological process: cytoplasmic microtubule organization; neuron projection development; negative regulation of microtubule depolymerization.
UCAAAUCGAUGAUCGUUUUCACGAUGGACGGCGAACGUGCCGUGGACUCGAUGUUCGUGCAAAAUGACGAUGUUUCGUGCUGACAAUGCUAUAUACUUGAGGAUUUACGUGCAUCGGUAUACAUAAUCGUGAUUUUCGGUCAUUUCGUGUGAAAAAUAGGGAGUAAAGAUUGCGUAAAACCGACGAAUUGUUGAUGGUGCUAGUGUGAAGUCUGUGCUGUGUACGACGGUAGUCUUCUCGUGUGCUUUCGUGCCGCUGUCAACGAGAGUCUAAAUAUUCAGGCUUUAGGUUAACUAUAAUAAAGAAUUCAACAAAUCGAAUAAGAAACACAAGCCGAAUUUUGUAUUCGAGGAAUAAGAGGAACCUUUAUUCGUCUCAAGGAAAGAGUGGCGCGAGGUACGCCCCUUUUACAGGUGCCAAUAACAUUUUUCCAACACCCAUAUCGAGAGAAUCGAAUAACGAAGAUAGCUCUCGAAGAAACUGAAUCGAAACAGUUCGUGUUCUCGAAUCCCCUAACGAAAUAUUUUUCAGUGUCUUCGGCUUCGCUGGCUGUACUUCAUUUUUCCACUGUUUCGCGCAAAAUCGAUAGGAGAAGCUCGCACAUUGUCCGCGGACCGUGGAACGCGGGAGGAGAGUUGCCGACAAAAAUAGCAAGAGUCCUCGGCAGACACGGCAAACAGUGUCCUUAGUUGUUGCUGAUCGUCCUUUUAUCGUGAGCCGGCAUUAUUUCGUGGUGACUCUUUAACAACGCUACGUACGGCGCUGCUUGUCGACGGAACGUUGCCUGCAGUUUCAAAACAUCGUGUCUUUUUUCGCAGACCCGUGUCCGGCACGAGCCAUAACAUAGCCUGUGAUCAUUCAAAUAUCCCCGUUACCUGUGUCGUUUUUUGGAUGUUUUGACGCGAAUGUGUCAAAUGAUCUGAAAAUCAGAGACAAUGUCGUACCAACGUAAAUAAUUCAUCAGUUGGCGAGCACGGUCGUCGGAACGCACACUCUAACCUUACUCCGAACGAAAUUCAGCGGUCUUCGUGCACCUAACCUUUGCUUUUUCAUCAGUAAUUGUUUGCAUUGUUCGAAAUAAGUUUAACACGUGUCACGCAAUACUGUGAUUAAAAAAAACGUGCAUGUAUGAAGAAGAACGCCGAAAAUCUAUGAAAGCAUCGUUUCGCCGGCUAUGACGAGAACAAGGACUCGUUCGAACGGAUUGUCGCUGCAGCCGUUGCUGAUGCUGUGAUUUCAUUGAAUGUGGAGUGCGAUUUCGCGCCUCUUCGUCAAGGGCAAAACAGAGGAAUCUGCCCCGAGGACGGAGGAUCGGACGUGUGACGACGUAUCCGAUACGGUCGUCCAUGUUUUCGACGCAAUGGAUCGUAACGCGGGUGACGAUCGACGUAAAGGUCCUGCCGGCGAGCAGCAGCACGGUGGAGCCGAAUCUGAACACUUCUCCGACGCUUACGAUUCCCGUCAGGCCAAACAACGUGCCUCCGUAAAAUGGCUCCUGUCGAAGGCGUACAACAACCGAGUGCCAGAAAACCUUCGUGAGCCAUAUUAUGUUGAUCACGAGGAUCAAGAACACCUGAAGCCGCAGAUCGUCCACGCACUUUCCAAUGCAGAGCUCUACUGUUUGGCAUUGGCAAACAUCUAUUCGGAUCCAAAUUAUCAUAAUCAGAAUCAUUGUGGAAUUCUGCAAGCUCUUGCCAGAAAGGGCGUUUACCUCGCGGAACCAAACAACACUCAACUCACCGAAACGAUCCUCAUUCAAAAUUCACCACUUAAAAUGUCCGCGCAUAUGGCUGUGAUAGAGGGCCUGAUGGUCCUGUACGCGAAGGAGGUGGUGACAGGAGAUAGAGUGGUGUCGGCGAUUCGACGGUUCGAUCCCCAGGCCGAAGUGGACGUUCCAACGGACCAUGAAAAGGGACUUCUUCUCUGGAUAAGUCACGCGUCCCACGCGUUGAUUGCGAAAAUCCAAACGGAGGAGGGUGCCGGCGACAAAACCCGACUGCCAGAGCUGCCAGCUGCCAAGGACUUCCAAUCGUUGUGCGAUGGUGUGGGCCUAGCCGCCGUCGUGGCGUUUUACUGUCCCGGAGAACUGAACUGGAUGGACAUCCGAGUGUCGAAGAGACCAUCGGUCGCGGACGCGUUGCACAAUUUGUCGCUGGUCCACGCGUUUUGUAACAGAUGCCUACCGUAUUCCAUUUUUCACAUGCAACCCGAGGACGUGACGUACAUGAGGGGGUCAAUGAAGCAAAACUUAGUCGUAUUCCUGGCGGACAUGUACAACGUUCUGGAGAUACAUCCCGCGAAAUGCGUUCGUUAUCCGGGCGAAGAAAGGGCGAUGCAAUUCUUAGAUGCCUGCCCGCGCAAUAGUCAUGGCGUAGCUCAUAAAAGAAGUCUACCACAGUCUAUAGCUCCGAUACCUGAUCUGAGAAGCAACCUCUCCGUAUCCGCGCCAGGCUUCACAGUUGCGAAAGCACCGUCGUCCUCCGCCGUCAAGAAGUCGCAAUCGUUGCAACAAACUGCCGAAAAUUAUUCUCACGAUGACAGACGAGCGGGAAGCGAAGAAAGUUUCGUAGUCCAUCGGGGUAAGGGCAUUCCUACGUUAAGCUCCGUGGCAGACGAGAAAUCUGUAACUAGAGCAGACGCCGCUGGUCGGCCGAGCAACUGGGAAGAACAGAGAAGAAGCUCUUAUGCAGGCCGACGAUCCAGGCGUAACAGCGUUUCGGACGAUUCUCAACUGACCAUCGAGAACUUUGGUGGAUCUCAGGAUAAUUUACAUAACUUCGGUAGAAAUCCGGACAAGGAGGUCGGAGCUCACAUAGGCAAACGUAGCACCACAGAGCCCACGUUACCGGCCAGAUCCAGCGUUCAGGAUGUGUACGGUAGCGGUGUUCAGCAUAUACUCGCGGACAACGGAUACGGGAAUGAAGAACCACCGAAACUGAGAAGGCAAACCUCGAACUCCAGCUUGGACAACGUCGCGCUCAAGCAGAUUUUACAUUCCAGUGAUAACGAUAAUUCAGAAGGAGACACGUCCAAGUUGGCAAGCUUCGCGAACCUAAGCAGACAAAGCUCGGACAAGGGGAUCAAUCUGACCUACACGGAACAGGAACGCGAGGACACCACUUCUAAAUCGAAUCUUUCGAACAAAAAGCAUGGCCAAACGAACGGUAACGGGAACGGAGAGAAGAAAACGACGUUCGCCACGUUACCGAACACGACGACAUGGCAGCAGCAAAGUAAUCAGCAGUCUCAGCAGGCGGAGCAACACUCUGCUGAUGAAAACGGUGGUAACACGAUUAUGGCAUCGCAACUGAAUAACAUUAGAUUGAAGCUGGAAGAGAAACGGCGACACAUAGAGAACGAGAAGAGGAGAAUGGAGGUUGUCAUGUCGAAACAACGUCAAAAAGUGGGAAAAGCCGCGUUCUUGCAAGCUGUCACGAAGCUGUACUUGGUGGGUAAGGUUAAAUCUCCUUCUUCGUCAACGUCUGGGGGGGACAGUCCGGCUGAAAUUGGUCCCCCCACUCCUGUAACCUCCGGAUCUUCGGGGGAGACCCCGACAAGUGUUUCCGAGACGACCCUCGUAACCCAACAACCCCCUCAAGAAAAACCACAGAGACCCUUCUCGCUCAAGGAAAUUAGCGAGGAUGUUCGGGAUGUUGAACACAAAUGGCUGGAACAUGAUGGUAAUGCACCGUUUAUUGAAACAAGGCGUACACCAGAUAUUGAGAACAUGGAUCUUGAGCAGUAUCAUCAAUCCAUUUCACAACAUACACUUUUUCGCAGAAUGAAUAACAGCCUCAGUGAAAUACAAGCCGAUAUACAACGUUUGGCAAAUCAGCAGAAUCAGAUACAGCAGCAACACUUAAUGACACAGCAUCAACAACAAAUGCAACAACAACUGCAACAAUUACAGAGUCUAAGUCAACAACAUUUACAAAGUUUUGGAAUGGCGCCAAUGAAUCCAUUAACAUCUAAAUUGCAAGAUACUCAGCAACAGUCUCAAUUCUACUUACAUGAUCAACCACAACUACAGAGACGAAUGUGGGGUCAACCACCUCCUACCCAAAGUUUAGCGAAUGAAAUGGCUGCAGUUGGUUAUAACCAACCUAUGGAUCCUCGAUAUGGCUCUCAACCAACAAGUACAUACAUUACAGAUCAAUUGACUUAUCAGCAAGAUAUGCGUUUAUAUCAAGACACGCGGAAUUGGGGAACGCAUCAACCUCAACAGAAAGGUUUUGUUUUGCACGAUACUCCUCAGGAACCGAGGUACCUUAAUGGUGGAGAUCAUAGUCUUUGUAAUAAUCAAAUGAGUCACCCUGGUUCUACAUAUCCAACUUCUGCAUCCAUCUUCAAUCAAACACCACCAUCUUCUGCUAGUCCACAACAUCGUAACGCUGUUCAUCGAAUAAGUCAGUUAAUGAGUGAAAGCCCUGAACCAAAAAGGCCGACUGUACAUCACAUACCAAUAAAGUGUGAAAGUCCUACAGAAAAAAGGCAAGUUACAGCGUUACAUGCCCCCGUUCCAGCUCCACCCGUUGACGACAUGAAACCUCAAAAUAUCUCAUUUAUUGGAAAUGAUGAUGAGCUUACACAAGGUAUAAGAGGUUUACAUAUUACGUCUGGCAGCCGUACAUAUAGAAUUCCAUCACCAACUAGACCUUCAAUAUCACGCAAUUCAUUUCAACCUCAUCCAUCAUUAAGAGAAGCCACACCAUCUCCAUCAGGUACGCCAGAGGUAACACCUCUCGAUCCAACGGAUGCUGGUGAGAAAGGAUUUUACAUUUGCUUUGAUAACGAUGCACCGAAGAAACCAAAACCGACCCUUAGAGUGAAAAGAACAUCUCCCAAAAAGGAAAGAAGUGUAUCGUCGUAUGUUGAAAACGAAGAUUUCACGGUACGUCCUGAAUCGCCAUCUGUAAGCGCCAUCGAUAGACAACAGAAACAGCUAGAAGCUCAACGAGAUUUAGAUAGAGAAAAGCAACGUCAAGCAGAUGAAAGAGAAUUUCAGCGACAAGAAAUUCGAGAUAGGGAACUGCAAAGAGAAAUGGAGAGAGAAAAGCAGAGAGAGCGACGCGAAGCUAGUGCAGAAGGUCGACAAUCUGGAGUUGGCUUAAUAAUCGGAAAUCAACUUGCAAACCCAGAUCCAAACUCUUUGGAUGAAAUGGAGCGGAAAAAAGAACGUAUAAUGUUACUGUCGCUACAAAGAAGACAGCAGCAAGAGGAAAUGAAAGAAAGGAAAGAGGCAGAAGCUCAGGCACGUCGCGAACAAGAGAAAUUGAAAGCUGAGGAAAGAGCUCGUAAAAAGGAGGAGGAAAGACAACGAAGAGCGGCUAUUUUGGAGCAACAUAAAGUAAAAAAGGCGAUAGAGGAAGCGGAAAGAGAAGGAAAAGUUAUCGAUAAAGAGCUUCUAAAUGCGAUAAAACCGACAAAAUUGCGAAAUAAGACUGCUACAACCCGACCACGACCCAAGACAAUUCAUGUGGAUGCCGGUGCGGAUUUGGAUUCUGGAGCUCUCACACCUAGUCGCGGGAAAAAGGGUUCUUCUUCUAAUUUAAGUACAGCGUCGCUGACCUCCCCGACGAUGAGGCGAGACUACUACCGAGGCUCGCAGGACAGUCUCACUGCUGCCCAUUUCGAUGAACGACGUUCCGGCCCUCUUUAUCGGGGCGGCAGUCUCAGGGUAUCUUCCGUAGAUUCGCCCGACGACGGUAGAGGUUCCUCCCCUUGCCGAAGUAUGAAUCAACUUGGUCGACGUGGUUCCUACAAAACGUCCAGAGAUGUGCAGGAGCCUCAGCAACAGGUUAGAGGCAGGCCUAAAUACCCGAGUUACCAAAACUUUAAGGGGAGAAAGUCUAAUUCCUUGAUGAAUUUGUGUGGUUCGAGUAGUGAUCAAGACGGUAUGAUGUGUCGAUACACAGAUACGGACAGCGGCCUGGGCAGAGCAACACCACCGAGGAGAGCACCGAGUCCGGGCAUGGGCAGCAUGAGGCAUCUUCCUUCGCCAUCGGGACCUGGAUCUCUACCUCCUGGUUUGAUGACUAAGAGACGAGUGUUUGAUGAUGGUAGCAGUGACAUCAGUAGCACACCAAGUUCAAUGAUGGACUAUAACGGUCCAAGAUUAUAUAAACAACCAACGACGAAGUCGAAUCGUGGAAUUAUGUUAAACGCCGUUGAAUACUGUGUGUUUCCUGGUACAGUAAACAAAGAAGCGAAAAGAAGAGUUUUAGACGAGAUUGCAAGAUCGGAAAGCAAGCACUUCCUUAUUUUAUUUCGAGAUGCUGGCUGCCAAUUCCGGGCUCUUUAUUCGUAUUGCCCUGAUAGAGAAGAAGUAUCUAAAUUGUACGGUACUGGACCGAAACAAGUCAUUGAUAAAAUGUUCGACAAAUUUUUCAAAUACAAUUCGGGAGGAAAAUGCUUUUCACAAGUUCACACGAAGCAUCUGACCGUAACCAUAGAUGCCUUUACGAUACACAAUAGCCUUUGGCAGGGCAAGAAGGUGAAUUUGCCGAACAAGAAAGACAUGCCUCUCGUCAUAUAGUUUUACACAAGUGUCACACUUAACAUUAAUGCUACUAUGCCCUUUGUUGUUCAUAGUUACUAUUUUAAUACAGGCCCAUAUUAAAUUAAUGCAAAACGUUGCGUUCUUAGUCAAUUUUAUAAAAGGCAAAUGAUUGAUGCUGAUUCGUACAGAGAGAGACGAAUGUGCAAUCUUCAAUUCGAGUGUUUUGGCGCGAUUUCAUGCUAUACUUAAAAAGGCGUAUCGUUACCCCAAUUACAUCCUUUCGUUUGUCAUUUGUUCUCUUUUUCUUUUUGUUUUUGUUUUGUUUUAUUUCGUUUGUAAGUUUAACGUUGGCAUCAAUCACCGUGUCGUAAGGUUUACCAAUAUCUAUUAAUAGGAAUGGUUUGUUGUCAGUAUCUAAUACCUUUGCGGACUAACUUUCGACUUGUAAGCUGCUGUGUUGUAAAUGAAACAUGUGACUGAUGUUAAAAGGUAUUAAUUUUUUUUUUAAUAAUUCUCAUCGCUAAGAGAGGCAGGGCUUUCAUAAAUGUCAUGUAAAACGAAUGUUUCGUAUUUGUAUUGCAUUAAGUAAUUCGCACAUGUUUCCCCGUUACGCGUAAAUUAAAAAUUCUUAAUUAUCAUUAUUCUUAUUCUUAUUAUUAUUAUAGCAUUGACUUUUACAGAUCGAUAAACAUAAAUGGAGGAUCAUUAAUUUGAAUAGCCAAAUUUUUCGAAUCUUUGUAUUUAAUUAGUGCUUAUUUAAUAUUUUAAAACUGAAAACACUAAGUGAUAUGCUUACUUCAUAUAAAAAUUAUUUCUUUCACUAUAAAUUCAGUAUAUAAAUUUUUUAAUUAAAUGAUUUAGCCUGUUAACUUAGGAAUAUUUUUAAUUUUUCUUCUCGUGUGUGUAAUAAAGGAGAAAAUAGUUUAACUAUUUAAUUGCGGAUAUUUUUUACCUUUGCAUGCUUUGUAUCUGAGUGAAUUAAUUUAUUUUUUCCUUAACAGGUUAAUAAUGUUUCGUCCAAAAAUUUCUUCAUUUUUUAUAUCGUGAAAUUUUCUUUUCCUUUAUGUAAACUUUUUAAACCGAAUUAAUGAUUCCUCAUAAAGUAUUGAGAUUUGCAGCUGUUGACGGUUGCAGCAACGUUUGUAGGUGUAAUUCGUUCUUUAAAUAAAAGCGUGUAAGAACCAGCUCACGGACUAAAAAACGAAAAAGAAAAAAUGUGGGUUUGUAAAUAAUUAUGUUGAUUCUGAUUAGUGAAAGAGAAUACCAAAUCAGCCUUAAGAUCGAUCUGAAUGCAAUCGAUGUUGUGCAAGGAUGAUUUUCUUUACGGUGUAGGUACACACUAUAAUUUAUAUAAUGUCGCAUUGAUCUUUAAAUUUCGAAGCGAAUUUUACGAAGUGUGUUAGAUAUACUGAGUGUCCUGGUAGAAGUAAGAAAAAUACUGUCGUACAAACAUCGGCUUAUGAAUGCUUUAUUAAAAAGUUACAAUGAAAAUGUGGAAUAACUAGGGAUUUAUUCUUCAUAAAUAAAGUUUUACCACGUUAUAACUUUUGAACAAAAUAUACGCUUAUGUUUGUACAACAUUCUUUUUUUAUCUCCAUUUGUAAAACAUACCAGGACACAGGAGAGUAUGAGAAACCAUUGAAAAACUGUACCAAAAGUAAAUUCGUUCUCCUAGGAGAAUUUUGGUAAUUGAUAAGUGUUGUCCAUGUAUAAAAAAAGAUGGCUAAAAGAACCGGUGAGAUUUUCGAUCAGACGCUCUCUGUUUUCUAUUUUUUGUGCGCAAUUCAUACUUAUUUUGUAUAAUGUAUCGGACACUGAACUCUGAUAUUAGAGCGUUGUAAGAGGAAGGCAGAGAAUGGCGCGGGAUGAAAGUACCCGUUAUAACAAAGUCGACGUGUGCACAGAUUUUUAACAAAAAUUAAUAUUUAUUUCAAUUUCCUAGGCCUAAAUGUUUUUAAUACGACAGUCCAUAGUCUGCGUUUCUCGUGAACGAAUUAACAAUUUAUUUAUAAACAUCGUAGCGACAGGGCCGACGUGAAUAUUGCAAAUUUAGGUAUCAAAAUUUUGCGGGGCCAAAAGCAAUUUAUUUGCAUAUUUAAAAUCAGAAUGUUUUGUAAUUAGAUAACCUCAAAUUUGGGAUGCUUUGAAAUUAGAACACUUUAAAUUUGGAAUGCUUUAAACUUGGAAUGUUUCAAAUUUGGAAUGCUUCAAACUUGAAUCACUUCAGGUUUAUUAAAAACUUGGAAUGUUUCAAAUUUGGAACGCUUUAAACUUGAAACACUUCAGGUUUAUUGAAAACUUGCUAUGCUUCAAACUUGGAACCCUUCAAGCUUCAGAUACUUUAAACUUCAGACAUUUUAAGCUUUGAACAAACUUGGAAUGCUUCUGCAAAGGUUUUUGAAAUUUAAUUCUAAGCUCUUGAUGCUUAAAAUGCUACAAGCUCAGGACAAUUAUAAAUGUUAUUAGUACUAUAAUGCUAUGUAACCCCACAAAAUUUUCGAUAAAGUUUUUUUGUGCCCUUUAAAGCCUAGCACCGGCCGUGCGUAACGUAUGAAAAAUUUUAAAGAAGCGAACUAAAGCGUUCGUUAGUUCGUUAAUCGUCCGUUUUUACGAGUUUUAUCGACAGUAUACAGGGUGCUUCAAACGGAACGCUUAAAAUUUUCAACUGUGAUUACAGUUUAUUUGAGAUAGUUAUUGACGUAAAUAAAUUUCAUUUGUCAUUUACGAUUAUAUUUCUUUCCAUCUGAAAUUGUUGUGUGUUUCGAAACACCCUGUAUAUCCUUCGUUCUCCAGCUGGCAAUUGUUCUCCUUAUUUAGUAUGGUUUGUGUCAUUUCCUAAUGGAACGUGUCAGUCCAAUUUCCAGCGAGAUGUAACACGCGCCUCUUGUAUUGUACAUGAUGACUAAUUAGCAUAAUAAUGUUAA